This is a messenger RNA of Raphanus sativus (radish), 487 nucleotides long. RefSeq lists its product as uncharacterized. Gene Ontology annotation, cellular component: chloroplast. The coding region runs from base 65 to 373 and encodes 102 amino acids. The transcript has a single exon. The record is from RefSeq and is a predicted model, not a curated record. Lineage: Eukaryota; Viridiplantae; Streptophyta; Magnoliopsida; Brassicales; Brassicaceae.
CACACGAAAAUUAAACACAGAAAACAAAAGAAGCAGAAGAGAUACAGUAUAGAAGACAACAACAAUGGCUUCCUCGAUCUUAAUGUCCUUUGCUCCGGCCACCGUGAGAUGCUUCGCCACGGGAGCUAAAGGAACCACCAACAACACCACUACCAAGAAAGAAGAGAAGAGUAUCAUCGACUUCGUUCUUGGCAGUUUGACGAAGCAAGAUCAGUUUUACGAGACCGAUCCUCUACUCAAGAAGGUGGACGAUAAAAAAGGAACCACCGGAGGUAACGGUGGCCGUAUAACGGUUUCAGGCGGAAAGAACUCGGUGGCAGUGCCACAGAACAAGAAUGGUGGUGGCUUCGGUGGUCUCUUUGCUAAGAAAUGAAAUUUUUUUUUAGUAAAAUACAUGUGUGUAAUCUGUGUACUUUGCAUUUCGAAAGUCUAAUUGUUAGAGUCUUCGUACAUUGAUGAUAAUAAGAAACUUCAAGUUUCUUGAAAA